AUGAGUGGUACACGAAGAACACGCUCACACGAGUGGUACACGAAGAACACGCUCACACGAGUGGUACACGAAGAACACGCUCACACGAGUGGUACACGAAGAACACGCUCACACGAGUGGUACACGAAGAACACGCUCACACGAGUGGUACACGAAGAACACGCUCACACGAGUGGUACACGAAGAACACGCUCACACGAGUGGUACACGAAGAACACGCUCACACGAGUGGUACACGAAGAACACGCUCACACGAGUGGUACACGAAGAACACGCUCACACGAGUGGUACACGAAGAACACGCUCACACGAGUGGUACACGAAGAACACGCUCACACGAGUGGUACACGAAGAACACGCUCACACGAGUGGUACACGAAGAACACGCUCACACGAGUGGUACACGAAGAACACGCUCACACGAGUGGUACACGAAGAACACGCUCACACGAGUGGUACACGAAGAACACGCUCACACGAGUGGUACACGAAGAACACGCUCACACGAGUGGUACACGAAGAACACGCUCACACGCGUGGUACACGAAGAACACGCUCACACGAGUGGUACACGAAGAACACGCUCACACGAGUGGUACACGAAGAACACGCUCACACGAGUGGUACACGAAGAACACGCUCACACGAGUGGUACACGAAGAACACGCUCACACGAGUGGUACACGAAGAACACGCUCACACGAGUGGUACACGAAGAACACGCUCACACGAGUGGUACACGAAGAACACGCUCACACGAGUGGUACACGAAGAACACGCUCACACGAGUGGUACACGAAGAACACGCUCACACGAGUGGUACACGAAGAACACGCUCACACGAGUGGUACACGAAGAACACGCUCACACGAGUGGUACACGAAGAACACGCUCACACGAGUGGUACACGAAGAACACGCUCACACGAGUGGUACACGAAGAACACGCUCACACGAGUGGUACACGAAGAACACGCUCACACGAGUGGUACACGAAGAACACGCUCACACGAGUGGUACACGAAGAACACGCUCACACGAGUGGUACACGAAGAACACGCUCACACGAGUGGUACACGAAGAACACGCUCACACGAGUGGUACACGAAGAACACGCUCACACGAGUGGUACACGAAGAACACGCUCACACGAGUGGUACACGAAGAACACGCUCACACGAGUGGUACACGAAGAACACGCUCACACGAGUGGUACACGAAGAACACGCUCACACGAGUGGUACACGAAGAACACGCACCCACGAGUGGUACACGAAGAACACGCACCCACGAGUGGUACACGAAGAACACGCACCCACGAGUGGUACACGAAGAACACGCUCACAUGAGUGGUACACGAACAAAAGCACACUGGUAG
Procambarus clarkii (red swamp crayfish) is the source of this 1377-nucleotide messenger RNA. The record is from RefSeq and is a predicted model, not a curated record. Lineage: Eukaryota; Metazoa; Arthropoda; Malacostraca; Decapoda; Cambaridae.